AAACUUCGUAGGUCGAAUCAUAGUGGGUCGAAACGUCGAGUUACCUGCCGGUGAGGAGAAUUUUCAAGAUGGCUACGAUCGGUCUUCUACGGGCUUGCAGGGGAAAAGGAUGCUUAUUUGUAAAGAACAGCAUGUUUCAACAGACACUUCCUACCAGUCUUCAGAACAGUCUUGUCACCAAACAUUUCUCCCUGACCUCAGUGGCGAGUAGUAAUGCUGUAGUUGAAUUCUUCAGAGCCAGAAAUUUUAGAGCAAAGAGAGGUCCAUUUAGACCAGAGGAAAAAAGAGGUGACCACAAGAUGAUGGCGUCUACCCACUGGAAGAUUGAGCGAGUACUGGCUGUCAGUAUGCUGGGGGUCAUGCCAGCCUGUCUGUUUGUACAGGGACCCAUAAUGGACACCCUCCUCUCAAUAACAGUCCUCCUCCAUGGUUUCUGGGGUGUUGAUGGGGUACUGACUGACUAUUUAGAGAAAUUUGUUCCGUGGAUUCACUAUCCCUGGUACCUCCUGACCAUUGCUGGACUCGCAGGACUUAUAUAUUUCAAUUACAAUGAUGUCGGAGUGUGUGAAGCCAUUAAGAUGGUGUGGAAAUUGUAAAUCUUAAAAGAUAGACACUGCUUUUGCUUGUUCUUGUUUCUAUUGUAAAUCCCAGGAAAGGAGAAGUGUAUAAUAGAAACUUCUAGUACUGUAAGAAACACUGUACAAAAUUUGCUGUACUUUUGUCACCAAGAUAGCUCUGAUUAUAUCAGAACUUCUGUUCCUACAUUAUUGUGUAUUUUGUUAUACCCAUAACAUUGGAAAUCCUUACAGCUGUGAAAAAGUAAAAUGAAUAGAUAAACGGUUACUGAAUAUGUGUGCCAUUUUGUUUCAAAUUGAAAGUUGAACUCACUGAGUUCAAGUAGGACAUAUCGGAUCAUUUUUCCAAAAAGUUCUGCUUUAUAGUGUUAUUAUGAAUAAUAAUAAAAUGUUUGAAUGCAUCCAGAUCCUCCAAUACCUGGACUUUAGACCUAGUGUUUAACAUCUGUUGAUACCAAAAAAAUAUGUGUACAUGUGCAUAUGGAUGCCAUAUAUAUGUACGUCAUAUAAUGGUAAAAUUUGUUUCUAUGAAUCUGCAGUUUUCAAUAAUAUAUGAGAAAUUUUUCAACUUUGCUUGAAGUUACGGACAUAAUAUUUAAUAAAUAUUAAUAUAUUUAU
Messenger RNA from Magallana angulata, 1193 nucleotides. RefSeq names its product putative succinate dehydrogenase [ubiquinone] cytochrome b small subunit, mitochondrial. NCBI's taxonomy places the organism in Eukaryota, Metazoa, Mollusca, Bivalvia, Ostreida, Ostreidae. The coding region runs from base 69 to 596 and encodes 175 amino acids. The transcript has 4 exons. Gene Ontology annotation, biological process: tricarboxylic acid cycle; mitochondrial electron transport, succinate to ubiquinone. Gene Ontology annotation, cellular component: mitochondrial envelope; membrane. The record is from RefSeq and is a predicted model, not a curated record. Gene Ontology annotation, molecular function: heme binding; ubiquinone binding.